GUUUGCGACAGAUAAUUGUUACCAGGUGGCCAAUAAGGCGUUACAGAUGCUCGGAGGCUAUGGGUUCCUGCAAGAUUACCCUGUGGAGCGAUAUCUGAGGGAUCUUCGAGUGCACACCAUUCUGGAGGGCACGAACGAGAUAAUGCGCCUCAUCAUAGCACGACGCCUCCUACAACCAUGA
This is a messenger RNA of Closterium sp. Yama58-4, 181 nucleotides long. Lineage: Eukaryota; Viridiplantae; Streptophyta; Zygnematophyceae; Desmidiales; Closteriaceae. The record is from the annotation of a GenBank genome assembly.